AUGCAAUCCCAUGGCGGCUUGGCCACAUUACUGGGCAACUUGUCUGCCUUUAUCUACGGUUGGACGCCCAUGAUCCUCCUCAUCAGCUACUCGGUCUUUAGCUUUUUCUUCUUCAUUGUCAUUCCACCCAUCUGGCAAGCGGUGUUUUUCUAUGUGCUGCUAAUUCUGCAAACCCUCACCGCCCUAUCCGUUUCCACCGAGGCGAUGCAGUCGAUUCGACCUUCGGUCAAAACCCGACGAGCAUUUCGCAAAGCAGCCAAGGAAGGAUGGGCCGAGACAGAGAACGGCAAACCAUGGCCCAAAAUCGAUGUGAUCCUCGUAGCUUACUUGCCCAACGAGCAGGACAUCAUCAUGCGACAACUUCGCUAUGCUCUGCGCGAGAUCAACUAUCCCAGCGACAGGAUCAUGAUCAACCUUGUCUACAACACGCCCAAACCCAUCGAGCCAGUCGAGAGCGAGCUGCGAGAGCUCGAAAAGGCCCACGCGAGGCUGCGCGUCAUCAAGGUGCCCAACUCGACCUCCAAGGCGGACAACAUCAACUACUACCUCUCGUUGGAUUACAAGUGCGAAAUCAUCACGCUCUACGACACUGACCACUAUCCAGAUCCCAAUGCACUGCGUUGGGUUGCACGCAGAUUCCUGCAAGGCGGCAUCGAUAUCAUCCAGGGUCGCUGCUGUGUCUACAACUACGACGAAACUUGGUUAACCAGACUAGUAGCUGCCGAAUUUGACAUGAUCUACGGUGUCAUGCACAGCGGAAGGGCCGUGAUGCAGGGCUACGGCUUCUUUGGUGGCUCCAACGGUCACUGGAACGCCAGUCUGCUCAAAACUCUGGGAAUGCAAAAGCACAUGUUGACCGAGGAUAUUGACAGCUCGAUGCGAGCCAUCAUCUCGGGAGCUCGCAUCGAGUACGACCUCAAGGUGCUCUCCUACGAACUCGCGCCUGAGACGGUUCCAGCCUUGUUGAAACAGCGCCUGCGAUGGGCACAGGGUUGGACCCAGGUGGCCUUCCGACACGCUCUACCAGCGAUUCGCAGAGGAGCCUACUCGGACGACAAUGGCUGGAGGUCUCGUAUCGGUCUCUUCCAGCUCCUCGUCUAUCGAGAAAUCUACUUCUAUUGCAACUUGAGUCUCUUCUUUAUCCUCUUCUCGGGUCUCAUCCUCAGCUUUCCUCACCAAGGCUUAAAGGCUUGGUUCGAUGACUUUGGAGGCUUUGCUAUCUCGAUGUGGGCACUCGCCAUCAACCUGAUCUGCCUUUUUGUGACCAUUUGUAUUACCCUCAAGAAUCGUUCGAAUUUCACCCACCCGAUGGGCAUCGUUGCUUUCGGCUUGCUAGCACCGUUCUACUACACCAUAGUCAGCUUUACCUCCAUCUUCUGCCACUUUCGCGAGUUCAUCAAAUUCGAAAAGUGGAACCCUACAGCGAGGGGAACAAAGAAGCCAUAG
Molecule: messenger RNA, 1446 nt
Organism: Mycosarcoma maydis (corn smut)
Lineage: Eukaryota; Fungi; Basidiomycota; Ustilaginomycetes; Ustilaginales
Exons: 1
Coding region: 1-1446 (481 amino acids)
Source: RefSeq, a predicted model, not a curated record